AUGGAUGAGAAUUAUGGUUCAAGGCCACUACUAGGGAACCAGAACUAUGAUGAGAACUCUUUUAACUCGCUUAGAACCGGUUUCUUGUCCAAGCUUCCCGAUAAGGUCCGUUUUGGCCUCGACUCUGAGUUUCCCUUUGAGUUUGAUCAUCAUAUCUCCACUACCACCCACUUAAGCCAAGGAGAGAAAGAAUACUAUGAAAGGCAAUUUGCUACUCUAAAAUCAUUUGAGGAAGUUGACUCCAUAGUAACAUCAGCGCAGCCUGAUGUAGAAGACACUGAAAAACAAGGUCAACAUGAACGAGCAAUGAAGAUUUCUAAUUAUGCAAAUGCAACUUUAUUGGUAUUGAAGAUUUAUGUGACAAUAAGGAGUGGGUCAAUAGCUGUUGCAGCAUCAACAUUGGAUUCUCUGCUUGACUUCAUGGCUGGUGGCAUACUCUGGUUCACUCACCUUUCAAUGAAGGAUAUAAAUGUGUACAAAUACCCUAUUGGAAAGUUGAGAGUGCAGCCAGUAGGCAUAAUUAUCUUUGCGGCCGUCAUGGCAACACUUGGCCUUCAGGUAUUAAUCACGGCUGUAGAACAACUAAUAGAAAAUAAUCCUUCUGAGAAGAUGUCUUAUGAUCAACUAGUAUGGUUGUACUCUAUUAUGAUACUUGCAACUGUGGUGAAGCUUGCACUCUGGCUUUAUUGUAGAAGCUCAGGAAACAAAAUUGUCCGUGCCUAUGCCGAUGAUCACCACUUUGAUGUUGUAACAAAUGUAGUUGGAUUAGUGGCAGCUGUUCUUGGUGAUAAAUUUUACUGGUGGAUUGACCCAGUUGGUGCUAUUUUACUUGCAAUUUACACUAUUAUAAAUUGGUCUUGCACUGUGAUGGAAAAUGCAGUUGCACUAGUGGGACAAUCUGCACCACCUGAAGUUCUACAGAAGCUGACAUACCUUGUCAUAAUGCAUUCUCAAAUUAAGCGCAUUGACACUGUCCGCGCCUACACGUUUGGCGUUCUAUAUUUUGUGGAGGUUGACAUUGAGCUGCCAGAGGAUUUACCCUUAAAAGAAGCGCAUGCAAUCGGAGAGAGCCUACAGAUAAAGCUGGAGAAACUUCCAGAAGUUGAGAGGGCAUUUGUUCAUCUAGACUUUGAAUGUGAUCACAAACCAGAGCACUCGGUUCUUAGCAAACUACCAGACAGUUAG
This is a messenger RNA of Abrus precatorius (Indian licorice), 1185 nucleotides long. Its product is annotated as metal tolerance protein 4-like. Bases 1 to 1185 code for a protein of 394 amino acids. Lineage: Eukaryota; Viridiplantae; Streptophyta; Magnoliopsida; Fabales; Fabaceae. The record is from RefSeq and is a predicted model, not a curated record. The transcript has 7 exons. Gene Ontology annotation, molecular function: manganese ion transmembrane transporter activity. Gene Ontology annotation, biological process: monoatomic cation transport; transmembrane transport. Gene Ontology annotation, cellular component: membrane.